AUGGCAAUCGACAAAGAGGCGAUAGAGACGGUAGCAGAAGAACGAAUGGUGAAGGUGAUAAAAGAGUACAAGGAGGAGAUAAGGGAAAUGAAAGAGGAAAUAGAGAAAUUAAAAAGGAAGGUAUACAGACUCGAACAAUGCUCAGGUAAAAGAAAGAGAAGCGAGAGUGAGGAGGAAAAUAGUAAGGUAUGUAAAACAAAAUGGUGGUACGAAAAAGAAGAAGAGAAAGACGAUGAAAAAAGAAAGAAGAAUGUGAUAAUUAGGGUCGAGAAGAAGAGAUGGGGAGGAGGUAGCUCGAAUUUGAAUAAGGUGAAGCAACUUUUUACAGAUGGGCUUAAGGUGAGGGCAGAGGUAAAGGAGGUGAACCAGAUAGGACAUAGAUGGAAUUGGAUAACAUUCCUCGUAAAGAUGGGAAGCGAAAAAGAUAGCAGGAAAGUACUGGAAGCGAGAAGGAAGGAAGGAAGUAGGAUGAAGGUAAAGAUAGAUGCAGAUAAGUCGGUGGAAGAUAGGAUCAAAGAAGGAAAAAAGAGGGAAAAGAGAAAGGAAAGGAAAGAGGAGGAAAGUGGGGGGACCAGGAGAUCGGCGGAGAACGAGAUCGUAGAGAAGAUGGAAGACCAGCUGCUGAUGAGCACGGACGAAGACAAAGCGAAGCAAAAGAAGAAGAGAGAGGGAAGGUCCUAG
This is a messenger RNA of Temnothorax curvispinosus, 681 nucleotides long. Its product is annotated as translation initiation factor IF-2-like. The transcript has a single exon. NCBI's taxonomy places the organism in Eukaryota, Metazoa, Arthropoda, Insecta, Hymenoptera, Formicidae. Bases 1 to 681 code for a protein of 226 amino acids. The record is from RefSeq and is a predicted model, not a curated record.